AUGGGGUUGCGAGGUCGCGCCCUUCGUUGGACAAUCACUGCCUGCGCUACUACCGCCUUUUCAUUAUUCGGCUAUGACCAAGGUUUAAUGUCGGGUAUUAUCACUGCUCCUCAAUUCGCGAGAGAUUUCCCGGGUGUCGUGGCUACUCGCAAGGAAGACGAAUACCACGCUACAAUCGUGCAGGGUGCCACCACUGCUUGUUACGAAAUCGGGUGUCUUGUUGGUGCUGUUUGGGUUUUGGCCUUCGGUGAACGCAUUGGACGGAGACCUAUUGUGUUGAUUGGUUGUUUCAUCAUUGUUAUCGGGACUGUUAUUACUAUCACGCCUAUUCCCCACAAGUGGCCUCUUGGGCACUUCAUUGUGGGUCGAUCAAUCACCGGUAUAGGUAACGGUAUGAAUACCGCUACUGUUCCUGUGUGGCAAUCGGAAAUGUCGAAGCCCAAACAUCGUGGGAAGUUGGUCAAUUUAGAAGGGUCUGUUGUUGCCUUCGGGACCAUGAUUGCCUACUGGAUUGAUUUUGGAUUGUCGUAUGCAAACUCCUCCGUCUCGUGGAGAUUGCCCAUUGCGUUGCAAAUUGUGUUUGCCGUUAUCGUUUUCAUUAUUAUUUUGGGGUUGCCUGAUUCACCCAAGUGGUUAAUUAAGAAAAACAGAAAUCAGGAAGCGAUUUACAUCAUGUCGUGCCUCUUUGAAGUCGAUCCGAAUGACCCCGAGCUUUUGGAAGAAGUUGACUACAUUGCGGAAACUGUCAAAUUGUCUGAGAAGAGUGGCAAUUCUUAUAGAGACUUAUUCACCGGUGGUAAGACGCAACAUUUUCAAAGAAUGUGCAUUGGUGCCUCCACUCAAUUUUUCCAGCAGUUUACUGGGUGCAAUGCCGCUAUUUACUACUCGACUGUAUUGUUUGAGACGACUAUCUUCCCUAACAAGGAAAACAAGAGAAGAUUGUCGCUCAUUUUGGGGGGUGUUUUCUCAAUUGUUUAUGCUGUAUUCACGCUUCCAUCUUUCUUCCUCGUUGAUACAUUUGGCAGAAGAAACUUAUUCUUAAUGGGUGCAAUUGGUCAGGGUGUUUCUUUCAUUAUCACGAUGGCUUGCUUAAUUCACCCUACCACAAACAACUCCAAGGGUGCAGCUGUUGGUUUGUACCUCUACAUUGUCUUCUUUGCAAUGUCGAUCUUGCCAUUGCCUUGGAUCUAUCCCCCUGAAAUUAACCCCUUGAAGACUAGAACUCGCGCCUCUGCCGUUUCGACGUGUACUAAUUGGUUGUGUAAUGCCGCUGUCGUGUUGUUCACCCCUAUUUUCAUUAAUGAAUCCGAUUGGGGUUGCUACUUAUUCUUUGCGUGCAUGAACUUUUUGUUCGUGCCAGUUAUCUUUUUCUUCUAUCCCGAGACCGCUGGCAGAUCUUUGGAAGAAAUCGAUGUCAUUUUCGCAAAGGCAUACGAAGAGAAGCGUCAACCUUGGAGAGUUGCUGCUACUAUGCCGAAAUUGUCCAUGCACGAAGUCGAACAAGAAGCUCAACGCUUGGGUAUUUACGGAGACGACCAAAUGUCCAUCAUUAAGCGCACUGUGCUGCACGUUUCUCGUGUUUCAUCCACCAACGGCGAGUCUUCCCUGGCUGAAAAGGUUUGA
Molecule: messenger RNA, 1623 nt
Organism: Diutina rugosa
Lineage: Eukaryota; Fungi; Ascomycota; Pichiomycetes; Serinales; Debaryomycetaceae
Product: sugar porter family MFS transporter
Exons: 1
Coding region: 1-1623 (540 amino acids)
Biological process (GO): transmembrane transport; carbohydrate transport
Cellular component (GO): membrane
Molecular function (GO): carbohydrate:proton symporter activity
Source: RefSeq, a predicted model, not a curated record